CCCGGGGCCCUGGCUGUCUGGGGAGUCCGUCACCCCGAGGCGACCGGCUCUUCCGGGGCUGGGACGGCUGUAGGCGGCAGGCGGCCUCGGCACCCGCGAACUCAUAAAUACUGCGGCGGCGCGGGUGGCAGGAGAUGCGCGUGCGGGCAGCCCGCGCCCCCGAGGCGUUUGGAUAACUGCCCGUCUUGAAGAAGACCUCCCUGCCCUCCUGCCUCUCUCCCCCAGAGCCCUGCUGCUCCCCAUCCUCCCUGCCCUUCCUGCUGUGUCUGUGGGGACCUGAUCUCCUCAGUCUCCCUGCUUUCUCCUGUCUGCUGUCACCACCCCACCACCAUGCACUCCCUUCCUGGCUGGUGGUCCUGCUGCUGUCUGCUCCUGCUAUGCUCCUUGGGAGUCCAGGGGUCCCCGAGGGCCUCCAGCGCUGCGCCAGAGCAAGUCCAUCUGUCUUACCCAGGUGAGCCAGGCUCCAUGACUGUCACCUGGACCACAUGGGUCCCAACCCGCUCUGAAGUGCAAUUCGGGUUGCAGCCGUCAGGGCCCCUGCCCCUCCGCGCCCAGGGCACCUUUGUCCCCUUUGUGGACGGGGGCAUUCUCCGGAGGAAGCUCUACAUACACCGAGUCACGCUGCGCAAGCUGCUGCCGGGGGUUCAGUAUGUUUAUCGUUGUGGCAGUGCCCAGGGCUGGAGCCGUCGGUUCCGCUUCAGGGCCCUCAAGAAUGGGGCCCACUGGAGCCCCCGUCUAGCUGUGUUUGGGGAUCUGGGGGCUGACAACCCGAAGGCCUUCCCACGGCUGCGCAGGGACACCCAGCAGGGCAUGUAUGAUGCCAUUCUCCACGUGGGAGAUUUUGCCUACAACAUGGACCAGGACAACGCCCGUGUCGGGGAUAGGUUCAUGCGGCUCAUUGAACCCGUGGCUGCCAGCCUGCCAUACAUGACAUGCCCCGGGAAUCACGAAGAACGCUACAACUUCUCUAACUACAAGGCUCGCUUCAGCAUGCCGGGGGAUAAUGAGGGCCUGUGGUACAGCUGGGAUCUGGGUCCCGCCCACAUCAUCUCCUUCUCCACCGAGGUCUAUUUCUUUCUCCAUUAUGGCCGCCAGCUGGUACAGAGGCAGUUUCGCUGGCUGGAGAGCGACCUCCAGAAAGCCAAUAGGAACCGGGCAGCCCGGCCCUGGAUCAUCACCAUGGGGCACCGGCCCAUGUACUGCUCCAACGCAGAUCUGGACGACUGCACACGGCAUGAGAGCAAGGUCCGCAAAGGCCUCCGAGGCAAGCUGUACGGGUUGGAGGAUCUUUUCUACAAACACGGGGUGGACUUGCAGCUGUGGGCUCAUGAGCACUCGUACGAACGACUGUGGCCAAUUUACAACUACCAGGUAUUUAACGGUAGCCAAGAGAUGCCCUACACCAACCCGCGGGGCCCUGUCCACAUCAUCACAGGAUCUGCCGGCUGUGAGGAGCGGCUGACGCCCUUUGCUGUCUUCCCAAGGCCCUGGAGUGCUGUGCGUGUGAAGGAGUAUGGGUACACACGACUGCACAUCCUCAACGGGACCCACAUCCACGUCCAGCAGGUGUCGGACGACCAGGAUGGGAAGAUUGUAGAUGACAUCUGGGUGGUGAGACCCCUGUUUGGCCGGAGGACGUACCUCUAGGGAUGGGAGCCGCUCUCCUCCAGAAGCCUGUUUUGCCACCUUGGCUGCUGUGACCAGACACUGAUCAGGCCUGGGUGGGGAGUUGGGUGGGUCCUGACUCCUCUGCCCUCCAGAGGACCCAUAGAGGGUACAUGCAGCCCUAUGGAGCUGGGGCAGCUGUCCCCUCCUAGAGAGGUGGGAGUCCUGGCUGGCUGUGGAGGGAGCGGGCACAGAGUGACACAGGGCGGGCCUCUGCUGGCAUGGCCCCACCCUCCUGCAUAGCACUGAUGGAGCGAGGUGCCCGUAGGGCUUCUGUAAUCAAGAGCCUUAAACUGUGGCUCCAUGGACUUUGCA
Molecule: messenger RNA, 1980 nt
Organism: Cebus imitator (Panamanian white-faced capuchin)
Lineage: Eukaryota; Metazoa; Chordata; Mammalia; Primates; Cebidae
Gene: ACP7
Product: acid phosphatase 7, tartrate resistant (putative)
Exons: 13
Coding region: 331-1647 (438 amino acids)
Molecular function (GO): acid phosphatase activity; metal ion binding
Source: RefSeq, a predicted model, not a curated record